AUGUCUGAAUGCAUUGGCAUCGGCAGCGACGAGGAGGAGUGGAGGUGCGGUGACGUCGUCGAGAGGCGCGGAGAAAGAGGCGGGGCAGAGGAAAGCAGAGGCGGUUUCGGAGGAGGAGCAAGGAGCGGAGGGACGGCCGAACGAGGGAAGAAAGCAGCCAAAGAACGGAAAGACGCUGACGCAGACGCAGAAGGAGUCCUCUCCUCCCAAGCAGAAGCCCAUGGCAUCGAGCCAACCGGGGAGCGAUCUGAGGAAACCGCACUCCCCGAGAUCGAAGAGGAGGACAGUGUUUUCAUCCUAAAGAAAAGCAAUUUUGACAGGGCUCUGAAGGAAAACAGGUACCUGCUGGUAGAGUUCUACAUCUCUUUAUCUGGGCCCUCUCAGACCUUGGCUGCGGAGUUUGCCAAAGCUGCGGAAGAACUCAAAAGUGCCGCCGUGGCCGUCCGGCUUGGCAAAGUAGAUGUGACGGACCAGAAGGGUUUUAAAAAGGAAUUCAACAUCCAGGACUUUCCGACGCUGAAGUUUUUUGUCGAUGGCGAUCGGAGCAAUCCCAUUGACUGCAAAGGAGUCAGAGAGGCCUCUGCCUUCGUCACAUGGGUAAGACGACGAAUAGGAUCUUGCACUACACAUCUUAAUAGCACAGACCAGGCGAAAUCCUUCAUUGACCCUGAGGGGAUGACCGUGAUUGGCUUUUUCAAGAGCCCUCAAGGAGGGGUGGGGGAGGUCUUCUGCAAUUCUGCAAGGAGCACCCCAGAACUCCCUUUUGGGACGACGACCAGCGAUGAAGUUUUUGCCCACUUUGGCAUCAGAGAGGACAUGAUUGUUAUCUUCCAAAAGGGGAAACCUGUUUACAGUGAGGCUGCUGAAGGAGGCAAGCUGAAUGACGCGGAGCUGACACGACUGAUUAAAACUUUUACCAUGGAUUUAGUCACAGAAUAUAAUCUGGAGACGUCUGUGAAGAUCUUUGAUGUUCCUGUGGAAAAUCACAUCCUCUUAUUCAUCCCCAAGAGUUCAAGUGCAUUCGGCAAGGCUUAUGAAGAUUUUAAGUCUGUUGCCCAGGAAUUCCGAGGGAAGAUCAUGUUCGUCUUGGUGGAUACCGAUGAGAGCAGAAAUGGCCGCGUGAUUGAAUACUUCCAGGUCAUCGAGAUCGAGGUCCCUGCUGUUCAGAUCUUGAACCUGACCAGCGACGCCAGGUACAAGAUGCCCGCAGAGAAGGCGACUGUGAAGAAUCUAAGGAGCUUUUGCCAGAGCUACUUGGAGGGGACAGCUAAGCGACAUCUGUCCAGUGAGGAAAUCCAAGAAGGCUGGGACCAGAAGCCAGUUAAAGUCCUUGUUGGGAAGAACUUUGAUCGGGUCGUCUUUAAUAAGAAGAACCACGUCUUUGUGAUGUUCUAUGCACCUUGGUCUGAGGCCUGCCAGAAAGUGCUCCCAAUUUGGGAUGAGCUGGGCACGAUGUACGAAAAACGGAAAAACGUCGUCAUUGCCAAGAUAGACUACACAGCAAAUAACGUCCAGUUACUCAACGUGGAACGCUACCCGUUCUUCAGAUACUUCCCUGUUGGGUCUGCAACCCAGGUUGACCCAUACAAAGGAGAACACACUCUUGACGCUUUCGCUGAAUUCCUAGAAGAAAAAAUUAAGACAGAAAAGAAGGUGUCGUCAAAGACCAAGAAAAAAGAUGUUGUGAAGAAAGAGGCAAAAAUCACAAAAAAGGAAGAACUUUAG
Messenger RNA from Gekko japonicus, 1725 nucleotides. RefSeq names its product protein disulfide isomerase-like, testis expressed (gene PDILT). The transcript is spliced from 13 exons. The coding region runs from base 1 to 1725 and encodes 574 amino acids. Gene Ontology annotation, cellular component: endoplasmic reticulum. Gene Ontology annotation, biological process: protein folding. The record is from RefSeq and is a predicted model, not a curated record. Lineage: Eukaryota; Metazoa; Chordata; Lepidosauria; Squamata; Gekkonidae.